CCACAAUAUAUUCCUUGUUGAUCGUUACUCGUUCUAUGCCUCUCGCCUGGGCCUGCUGCUCGAUUUAUCCCACUCAGAAAGAGCAGGCUGUUAUUGAGGCAGCAGAAUCUCUGAUGACUGAAACGAUGGCCCGGUACGACUCAUCUCACGACGCGUACCAUGUGCAACGUGUAAGAAAGACGGCCUUAAACAUAGCACGGUCUCUCUCUACCUUGGACCCUUCCGUUCAGCCGGACCUGCUCACCGUAGAACUCGCCGCCCUCCUACACGACGUCCUCGACAAGAAAUACGUGUCUGCAGCUGAAGCGGCGGAUCCAUACGCGUUCUUCUUGCCUUUCUUUCAGAAGCUUUCCGCAGCGCACUCCGUAGAUCUCGUACAUGAUGGUAGAGCAAGAACCAUCACGAAGAUUGUGGACAACGUCAGCUGGUCCACAGAAAAGAGACUCAGGGCGGAAGGGAACUGGGGCAAAUGGCAUCAAGGGUGCGUCGAGCUACACUGCGUGCAGGAUGCAGAUAGGCUGGAUGCUAUAGGAGCAUUUGGCAUCAUGCGUUGCGCCGCAUACAGCGCCGCGACAAAUCACGCACUGCACACGCCUCCGGACGAUCCUGCACUAUCCGCCUCUGCUGUCCAGCACUUCUAUGACAAACUCCUCCACAUCCGUGAGCGGCUGAAGACUGAGCCAGGCAAGCAAAUGGCCCACAAGCGUCACAAGCUGAUGUUGGACUUCUUGCAAGCAGUGGAUGACGAAUAUAACCUCGGCGUCUGAGAGCUGGGGCGAAUGUUCCGGGGGAUGCAUUCAUAUACUGGGCUGCAAGUUGAAGGUCACGAAGGUAUCGCCUUUGCAAUUGCGGUACUGUUCCAUCGACUCACAGAAUACAU
Messenger RNA from Fomitopsis serialis, 880 nucleotides. RefSeq lists its product as uncharacterized. The coding region runs from base 36 to 767 and encodes 243 amino acids. NCBI's taxonomy places the organism in Eukaryota, Fungi, Basidiomycota, Agaricomycetes, Polyporales, Fomitopsidaceae. The record is from RefSeq and is a predicted model, not a curated record. The transcript has 5 exons.